Molecule: messenger RNA, 507 nt
Organism: Spizellomyces punctatus DAOM BR117
Lineage: Eukaryota; Fungi; Chytridiomycota; Chytridiomycetes; Spizellomycetales; Spizellomycetaceae
Exons: 4
Coding region: 76-351 (91 amino acids)
Source: RefSeq, a predicted model, not a curated record
CGUAUCUCAGCGUCUGGAUUGUGCUCACAGCUAUUCUCAGCACUCUUGCUUGGAGACAGUUUCCUUGUUCCCAAAAUGAAUGCCCACGAUCUAUCCGACCCGCUUGUGAAAAAAGAAAAGGAGCUUAUUGAGGAAUCUCACAAGUCCCGUCAUGAAAUCAAUCAAAUCACAAAGAGCAAAACUUCUGCUGCGGAUUACAGGAUUCAUAAAUCCGAGUCGGCUUCUCGGAUUCACCAAGAGCGGACUGGAUUUCCCCUAAAGUACACUGCGGGAGAAGGCGUAAUUGGCGAACAACGGACAAAAGGCAAGAAGAAGGAGGAAAGUCAGGAAGAGGGCGCGCGUCAUCAAUAGAUGUCGCGCAUCCUGUCGCCAAAACGGGAUAAAACCAUAUCUCACUCGCUACUGUGUUUAACCUCCGAGCGAGUGUGCUUGUAUAUACGUCUCAUUGGGUCUUCAUGUAAAGUUUAUGGUCUGUCCAAUGUACAUUCAGCGAGAUUUCAGUAUCCU